Molecule: messenger RNA, 2955 nt
Organism: Drosophila biarmipes
Lineage: Eukaryota; Metazoa; Arthropoda; Insecta; Diptera; Drosophilidae
Product: sodium-coupled monocarboxylate transporter 2
Exons: 12
Coding region: 631-2676 (681 amino acids)
Biological process (GO): sodium ion transport; transmembrane transport
Cellular component (GO): membrane
Molecular function (GO): symporter activity
Source: RefSeq, a predicted model, not a curated record
CCGGCAGCAAGAGUGAAAAUUAAUUAGUGCUGUUAUAAAUAAAGCAUAACCAUUGGGCGGCCAAACCAUUUGACAUUCAGUCCCCCGUCAGACGCGGGACAGACAAGUGCGCGAAGAGUGACGAAUGCUGGCCGAAAACCAAAAAAAGUAUCUAACAGCCAGUCAGCCGAGCAAAAGGAAACAAACUGAAAGCAGAUAACAGAAAGCGUAAACCGUAAACCGGAAUCAAAACAAAAAGUAAAAGAUUCAAACCAAAAAACCGAAUCGUUUCGGCGCCGGCUAAAUCAAAUCAUUCGUCAGUCACGUGACUACGUUGCGGCCAAUUUUCGAGACUGGGCUUUGCGCACCCCACUAUAAAUACCUCUAGGUCCAUGCCAAAAUAGUCCCAAUAUCAAAUUCAACGAGACGCAUCGGAUUUCUCGCUAAUUACCAUUGGUGACACUUUUCCUUCGCGAUUGACUAAGGGUGGCAAACAACCGACGCUCCACAAAAGCCACAUCACAGAGGAGCCUACUAAUCAUCCAGACUCCGGAGCAGGAGCGCCCUCCGCUGGAAUUUAAUUAACCUGGCAACGCGGCGCAAAAUUAGCAUAAAUCAUUUAAUUAAAGCAGGAGCAGAAGCAACAGCAACAUGGCCAAGGACCUGAGCACUCUGGGCUGGGAUUAUCUGAUGUUUGUAUUGUUUAUAGCCCUCACCGUUUUGGGGCCGCUGUGGAAACGCAUUUUUGGCAAAAAGAAGCAGCGCAGCAAGGCCGAUUAUGUUUUUGCCACCGGAGGAGUUUCAAUAGUGGCAGUGAUGAUUUCUAUAGCCCGAGGAACCUUGGGCGUUAGAUCUGUGCUCGGCUAUCCCAGUGAGUUGUACUACCGCGGCUCAUCCAUGUGGGAGAUAAUCUACGGCAUGAUGAGCGCCUAUCCCAUCGUCUGCUUCAUGUUCGUGCCGGUCUACUUUAAUCUGGGCAUCACCUCCGUCUAUCAGUACAUCGAUCUCAGGUUCAAGAGUCGCACGGUGAGGUGCCUGGCCUCGGCGACGUAUAUUGUGCGACAGAUCUGCAACCUGGGCAUCACCGUCUACACGCCCAGCGUGGCCCUCUCGACGGUGAUUGGCAUACCCUACUGGGCCUCCAUCGUGGGCAUGGCCAUCAUUUGCAUAUUCUUCACCAUUAUGGGCGGCCUGAAGGCGGCUAUCAACGCGGAUGUCAUCCAGACAUUGACCAUCCUCGUUGUCACCGUGGCCGUUUGCAUCCAGGGCACCAUCUCCACGGGCGGCGUGAAGAGGGUCUACGAACUAAAUCGGGACAAUGGACGACUCAACUUUUGGAACUUCACGGGCGACAUGACUGUCAGGGUAGAUACCACCUCCGCUUGGCUGGGGCAGCUGUUCAUGUCCCUCUCCCAGAUCGGUUGUCAGCAGAACUUUAUGCAGCGCUAUGUCAGUCUCAAGUCGCUGAAGGAAGUGCGUCGAGUAAUGCUGACCAAUGUACCUCUGGUGUUUUUCUUCUUCUCCCUCUCCUGGGUCUCGGGGAUGGUCAUCUACUCCUCGUACAUCAACUGCGAUCCCUAUGCCGAGGGCUACAUCAAGAAACCCGAUGAGAUUCUGCCUUUCUUUGUGGAAGACCAGCUGGGUUUCCUGCCGGGCUUUGUGGGCGUCUUCAUGGCCACUCUUUUUAAUGGAGCCCUUUGCAUAAUGGUGUCUAAUUUGAACUCCCUGGCAACUGUUGUUUGGGAGGACUUCGUUUCACAGUUUCCCAAGUUCAAGGGACUUUCUGACAAGCAGCAGCUGGGAAUUCUGAAAAUCAUCACCGUGAUCUGUGGACUGAUAAUUAUGUGCGUGGCUUUUGGAGUAGGCUUGUUGGCCGGCGUCAUUGAAUCCUCGCUACUGGUGUUCUCGGCCACCUCGGGUCCUCUGUUGGGGUGCUUCAUCCUGGCCAUGAUGGUGCCCAUUGCCAACUGGAAGGGCACUUCCGCCGGCAUGGUCACUGCCUGCGCCUUUGUGCUGUGGAUCAUCGGCGGAGGCAUGACCAUCACCAAGCCCAAUCCCAUGCUGCCCACUAGCACAGAUGGCUGCUCCAACGACACCUUCUCGCAGUCCAUUGGCAAGCCCAUUAUUGAGCCCGGGCAAAUGCCCUGGCUGCUGACGCACACGCCUGUUGAUGGCUACAACCAGAGCUUUGUGGCCACGCCGCCCACCAUUGCACCUGAGAGAUCCGGACUGGAGAGCUUCUACUCGAUCAGCUUCAUGUACUACAGCUUGAUUGGAACUGCCUUGACCGUGAUCAUUGGCACAGUGAUCAGUUUGAUGACGCAGCACCCGGAUGACGCCUACGACGGCAAGCUGCUGCACCCGCUAAUCUUCCGCUUCUGCGAGCGCUUCUCCGGCCGGAAACCCUACUACGUGAAGCACGAAGAGGAGUCUGGCUUGAAUGGUCGCAGCAGUAGCGAUUCCUCGGCCACGACAACGACCUGCAAGGAGGAGAAGGUCAAUCAUGGCUACGAGUCCUCGCCGGAGGAGAAGGAGAAGAGCAGUCCCAUUGCCGUGGUGUUCACGACCACCUCGGAAGGCAAGGGAGCUGCGGAUCAGCAGUCCAUAUGCGACAGCAGUAGGGUCCAACUGGAUAUCGUGCCGGGCGAGGGCGAGACGGGCGUGUAUCGCCAACUGGCCGGCCGAUCUGCGCUCUAAGGGUUAACUUAGGACUACCUAUGCAUAAGUAGAUAGUUAGCCCCUCCAACUUAGUCUGUAGAACGUAAGCUAAGCCCUAGAAUAGACCAAUUAGUUAGCCAAGUGUUUCACGUCUAUAAAGAUGCUGUGAUUUCUGUGCGCGACUGUUGUUGAGCAAUUGCUCGCGCAUUUGUAGCGACUCGAGUUUCAUUCGCAUGUACUUACCGCAUGAGUGUGUGCGUGGCAGCGUGCAAUAAAUAAAGACAAACAAAGGUAUUUUUAUACAAAAUCACACGAAAA